CAUUGUUUUCCAGUUGUAGUGAGGAUUUUACUUACUUACUUACCUUUCCUGUCCGGGCUCAUGAGGACUCUUGAGGCCAGAAUGAGGAUUUUAGGCAAACAUUAAUGAACGGGCAUAUGAGACUUUUUAAUAUUGUGUGUAAUUUAAUCAUUCUGAGUUGAGAAGACGGCAAAAUGAUCAUGAUACAUAACGCAGCACUGUGGGUAAUAAAAUCGGUGUAAACAGGUGAAAGACCAUGUGAAUAAUCUAUAAUCCCAGGCAGCUGAAGCCGCCUCUCCAAUGACCAGGUUCCAGUUAUACCUCUCAAGGGAUCGUUUCACGGUUCGGCGCAUGUCCAAGCCUUGGCGUGAGCGUAGAGUACCUUUUCUGACUGACCACAUGUAGUGCAGGCAGUCAAAAAGAAUUGGACUUUCUUGGCCCAUACGCGCCCGCGCACAAGUCAGUGGUGUUACGCAAGAGAACAAAAUGGCGGUCAAGUCUUGCUGUACUUGUAAGAUUGGACCUUCUAUUUUAAAUGCCGAUCUUUCGUGCUUGGCAGAUGAAUGCCACAAGCUGCUAGAAUGUGGCGCCGACUACUUGCAUCUGGACGUAAUGGACGGCCAUUUUGUGCCAAAUUUGACAUUUGGGGCACCCUUGGUGAAGUGCUUGCGGAAAAAGGUCCCUAAUGCAUUUUUUGAUAUGCACAUGAUGGUUGCAAAUCCAGAGAAGUGGGUAGAUGAUAUAGCUGAUGCCGGGGCAGACCAGUACACUUUUCACUUGGAAGCAACAGAUAAGCCAGUAGACUUGAUAAACCAAAUCAAGAAAGCAGGAAUGAAGGUUGGUAUAGGCAUCAAACCCAACACACCAGUGGAGUCUGUUUUACCAUUUGUGGAGCUAGUGGAUAUGGUUCUUAUAAUGACUGUCGAGCCAGGAUUUGGUGGUCAAAAAUUCAUGGCGGACAUGAUGCCAAAGGUUAAAUAUCUACGUACCAAGUACAAAGUUUUGGAUAUUGAAGUAGAUGGAGGAGUGGGAAUCCCAACUAUUGAAGCAGCUGCUCAGGCUGGUGCCAACAUGAUUGUCUCUGGUAGCGCUGUUGUCAAGAGUGAUAAACCAAAGGAGGUGAUCGAUUCCUUAAGAGCGACAACUGAAAAGUGGAUUAAGAUAAAUUUUGAAGCAAGUCAAUGGCCGUUUUCAUAGUAAAGACGCAUGAUCCAUCUGGACGAACUUGGACAAACUUUUGUAGUUCAUCUGGUUAUGCGUCUCUAGUGUAAAGAUGCGCACAAAACAUAUUUUGCGUCAAGACAAACUCUCUCUCGUAGUGCGACGUUCAAGAUGCAUUUUGAGGGAUAGUUCGUCUACACAUAUAAUGCGUCUUGUGUCCAUCUAUACUAAUACACUAAAGACGCAUAACCAGACGCCCAUGUUUGUUCAGACGGAGAAUGCGUCUUUAGUAUUAAAACGGUGAGGAUGCAUUAUCCUUCUGGACGGAUAAUGCGUCCUCUACUUUAAAAACAGCCAAUGGACACAGGGAAUCAACUUCACUAGGGUUAUCUUUAUCCGAUGUCAAAUUUAGCUGACAGUCAUCACAGUUGUAUAUAAUAAAUACAGGUAGUACUAAUUUCUAACAAUGAAAUUAAAUGGAAGAUUCUGGAACAUCCAGGUUUGAAGUGACUUAAACAUUUCAACUUGUUUUUUCAAAACAUUAAAAGUACUUUGAUCUUGGUGCUACAUGAAAACAAGAGCCAAGAAAAAAAAUUGUUUUGUUUUGUUUUCUUUUUUGUUUGAAAAACAAACCAAUUUAAAAAGUGGUUUGACAGAGCAUAAGUUACAUCUCAAAUGUUGUUAAAAAAUUGCAGUGUAUGGUCUGCAAAUUCACAGCUUCCUAAAGGUAGAGCCAAGUUUGCAACUGUUGAGGAAGCAAUUUGUUUCGCAAAGAGUUUACCCCUUUAGGACUUCAUUUUAUGCAGUGCAGUGAUUUGUAAAGUUAUCCUGCAAAUAAUACUCAACUGUUAGUUACACUUAAAUACUACACAGUGUAAUAGCAGCUCAAUUUUAGUCUCGCAGUUCUGGAGCUAACAGUAAAUGAGCUUUGGAUAGAAUUUCGUUUAAAGAAUUAUUUUGACUUUUAAUUUCAUAAAAAGGGAACCUGCACCAAAUGCCAAAAAACAACCAAGUUUUGAAAUAAUUGCUUUUUCAAAUAACUACAGCUUGAACAAACAUCAAACAACAAGUUGUUUAUAUUACUUUAUAUUGUUUAUUAUUUACUCCAGCAGUUCACAUAUAACUACCUCUACAAAAUGUGCACAAAAUUAUUUAAUACCCAAACAAUGCUACAUGUAUUUUUUUAUUGUGACUGGAAAAUUUGCAGCCACUUGUCUCUUCCAGAGCAUGAGCAGAUAUAAUAGUUCCAAAUUCUGCAUUCAAUUAAAAUAUAUUAAAAUGCCAUUGUUUACAAUAACUACCAGUUAAGUGCGCAAUUAUUUUUUUGUUGUACAAGAAAGGUAAGCCGUUAGAAUUCAUUCCUUCCAUUUUAGCAAAUUUAAUUAAUACAUGUAAAGCACUGGUGGAGAUUUUGUUGAAUAUUUUAACACUUCCACACAACCUCUGAUUGCUUUUAAAUACUUAGCAUUUAACACCAAUACAUGUCUUUACAGGUGAAAAAUACCUACUCGCCAUAUAAAUUAGUAAUAAAAACGUUUUACUUGAA
This is a messenger RNA of Orbicella faveolata, 2686 nucleotides long. Its product is annotated as ribulose-phosphate 3-epimerase-like. Gene Ontology annotation, molecular function: D-ribulose-phosphate 3-epimerase activity. The record is from RefSeq and is a predicted model, not a curated record. Gene Ontology annotation, biological process: carbohydrate metabolic process; pentose-phosphate shunt. NCBI's taxonomy places the organism in Eukaryota, Metazoa, Cnidaria, Anthozoa, Scleractinia, Merulinidae.